GUGCGAGACGAUUAAUUGUGCUCUCGAAGUCGAAAGUUUGCCACGAAAUGCUAAUAAUCAGCCUAUCAUCAGUCUUAUUGAUCGUGUGCUAUUCUGCACGUCCAGCUAUCUGCGAUCGUUGCUGCCAGAUCAAUUACCACGAGCUACCGCAGUACGAGCUAAUAAAGACCAAUUCGUACUCGAAGCAACCGAUCAUAUCGCGAAGAGUGGUUUCCAACGUGAGCGAGUGCGAAAAAUUCGCCGCGUCGAAGAAGGCCCUCGCCUUCAAUCUGGCUUCCACGAGGAAUCGUGAGGGAAGGCAUGAAAAUCUGUGCCAGGCUUUGCAGUGCCCGGAGGACUACAACAUGACCACUCUCGUGCCAAAGGCGAAUUACGAAUACUACAGCAUGUAUCCGGUUUUUGUUCCAUCAGAAAACACCACUGUGGAAUGCAUUCCCAGAGUGGGAAUAUUCCUGUUCUCUUCCGAGAACUUGAAUUACACGCAAGCUCGGACGUUUUGCCGAGGAAAGAACGCAUCACUCGCGCAUAUAAUCAGCGAGGAACGCACAGAGGGUUUGGCAAAGUUCGUCUCACCGACUACACCCAGAUUCGUGGGUCUGAGCAAUAAUGACGGUGAAAGGAUCUGGAAGAAUGUGUUUGACGAACCUCUGUCGUGCUUCGAAUAUCGAGCAUGGGGUGAAGGACAGCCGUCGCACUCCAGAGGCUGCGCUGUGCUUGUAAACUCACCUGAUAAGGACACAUCGCCCUCAUGGAAGGUCGUACCCUGUUAUAUAUCGUUGCCCUUUAUUUGCGAAGUUACACCACUAACGACUCGACAACGCUCAUCACGACGACGUCACGGAUAUCCAAAGUUCUCGCGUGCCAUUUCCGAAUAUAGGAAGAUACACGUAUAAAAAAAAUAGUUUAGAUCGCAAAAAUUACGACGGCCCUUUGCCAAGACGACGAAUGACGAAAAAGGUCGG
This is a messenger RNA of Harpegnathos saltator (Jerdon's jumping ant), 962 nucleotides long. RefSeq lists its product as uncharacterized. NCBI's taxonomy places the organism in Eukaryota, Metazoa, Arthropoda, Insecta, Hymenoptera, Formicidae. The record is from RefSeq and is a predicted model, not a curated record. Bases 48 to 893 code for a protein of 281 amino acids. The transcript has 4 exons.